Molecule: messenger RNA, 1791 nt
Organism: Lates calcarifer (barramundi perch)
Lineage: Eukaryota; Metazoa; Chordata; Actinopteri; Centropomidae
Gene: scly
Product: selenocysteine lyase
Source: RefSeq, a predicted model, not a curated record
AAGACAUCUGGCAACCUGGUGGAGUAGCGCCUCAUCCACUCAUACAAACUGGAGUAUGGCUAAACAGACUGAUGACUUCAUCCUGGUAACAGGUCACGCCUUCACUGACCAUACCUUUCAUCAUUAUCCAGAAAUGAAUCUGGAUAGGAUCUACAUGGACUACAAUGCUACCACUCCACCAGAACCAGAAGUGAUCAAGGCUGUUACUGAAGCCCUGCAGGAAGCCUGGGGAAACCCAAGUAGCAACUAUAUAGCAGGUGCCAAGGCCAAGGCAAUCAUUAAUCACUCCAGAGAGAAUGUGGCAAGAAUGGUUGGAGGGAAAGCAGAGGACAUCAUCUUUACCUCAGGUGGAACAGAGGCCAAUAAUCUGGUGCUCCACACUGCUGUAGAGCACUUCAGGAAAAACUGCAGGGCUGCAGAGCAAGGUGAAGCACACUCCAAUGGAUGCACUGGCCUUCCUCACAUUAUCAUCUCUAAUGUGGAACAUGACUCGGUCAGACUAGUAGCUGAGCACCUACAGAGAGAUGGCAAGGCAGAUGUUACAUCUGUGCCUGUGUCCAAGACAACAGCCCGUGUAGAGGUGGAGGAUGUCAUUGCUGCAGUGCGUCCCAACACUUGUCUCAUCUCCGUCAUGCUGGCCAACAAUGAGACAGGAGCCAUUAUGCCGAUCCAAGAGAUCUGCCAGAGAAUAAAAUCUCUCAACAAGCAGCACGAGCGGCUCAGGAUCCUGCUCCACACCGAUGCUGCCCAGGCUCUGGGGAAAAUCAGAGUAGACGCCUGUGAACUAGGCGUGGAUUACCUCACCAUAGUGGGACACAAGUUCUAUGCCCCUCGGAUCGGUGCUUUGUACGUGAACGGCCCUGGAACAAGAACACCAUUGUAUCCGAUGCUGUUUGGAGGAGGACAGGAGAGAAACUUCAGGCCAGGCACUGAGAACACACCAAUGAUUGCUGGUCUGGGAAAGGCUGCAGAGCUGGUGACCUCUAAUCUGUCAGAUUAUGAGAGUCAUAUGCGAAGUACCAAACUUUAUUUGGAAGAGCGACUGAGGGCUGUCUUUAAAGACAGGAUCCGCUUCAACAGCCAUUACCCUGGCUCCGAUAACCUCCCCAACACAUGUAAUGUGUCUAUCCUGGGCCCAACAUUACAAGGCUGGAGAGUAUUGUCCAACUGUAGGAGGCUGCUGGCCAGUGUCGGUGCUGCCUGCCACUCAGGCAGUGGAAACAGGCCUUCCCAUAUCCUUCUGAGCUGUGGCGUCCCCUCAGAGGUGGCAGCCAAUGCAUUAAGGUUGAGCGUGGGCAGAGGGACAACCAAAGAAGAUGUGGAUAUAGUUGUGGAGGAUCUGAGGGAAACUGUGCAGCUGUUGGAAGAAAUGAACUGAUGGCCUCUGUGUGCUCAAACUAAAGUUAUCCUGUAGGUUAAAUAAUGAUGUACAGAAUGAAUGCACCUUCUGUGUUUAUUUCUAAAUUAAAUGAUUGUGUAAACUGGAUAAAUGAGUUAAUAUAAAUGAUAAAAGGGAAGAACUUGAAGUGACCUGAGGGAGUGAUGUUAUGGAGAGAUGCACGUACUCAGCUUCCAUCACGUCAUGUGAGUAACUAAUCAGCUAAUUGGACUGAGCUCGACAAGUAUGAGUGUUAUUGAAAUUAAAUAUUAACAUACACUUUUUAAAUGCUUUCACUGAUCUAAUCAACUGUUAAAUUUUCUAUGUAGAUUAUAAUCUUACAAAUGUAUCAUCUGUUUACUCAUCCUCAUUCAAAUGAAUUUUUAAAAUAAAAAAAAUAACACUCAUUGUAA